This is a messenger RNA of Coffea arabica (coffee), 1335 nucleotides long. The record is from RefSeq and is a predicted model, not a curated record. NCBI's taxonomy places the organism in Eukaryota, Viridiplantae, Streptophyta, Magnoliopsida, Gentianales, Rubiaceae.
AUGGGAGCAAGAAAGGAGGUGGAGGAAGGUAUAAGGAGAAAGAUAGGAAAUGGGAGGAGCACAAAGGUAUGGGAAGACAAAUGGAUACCUGAAACUCCAAAAGGGCAGCCAACAACAGUAAGGCCACAAAAUUGCAACAUCAGCACUGUGGACCAGUUGAUCUCCAACUUCAGAUGGAAUAGACCAGUGGUUUUCAGUACUUUCAACAGUGAAGAUGCAGGGAAGAUACUGAAGAUUCCUAUAAGCUGGACAGGGAGAGAGGAUAGCAAUUUUUGGAUCCAUAGUGGGAGUGGACAAUAUACUGUGAGAUCUGCAUAUAAGGAAAUGACAAACAAGGAAGUUCAGGAUACCAGUAGCAGGGGAAGUCUGGAUAACCCCAGCGGGAGUUUAGGGGGCAGAAUGGGGUGGAAACAUCUGUGGAACUUGAAUGUCAAACAAAAGAUUAAGGUCUUUAUCUGGAAAUGCAUGAACAAUGCGUUACCAGUUAGAGAACUUAUCUAUGACAGAACUAAGCUGGGUGAGCCUAUAUGUACAGGUUGUGGAGAAGGAGAAGAAACGGUGGAACACCUACUCUUCCACUAUAAGAAUGCAGAACAAGUGUGGAACAUAUCACCGGUACAGUGGGAAGGGGUAGCUGACCAAAGGGGAUGCUUUAGGAGAUGGUGGAGUGCCCUGCUAGGUGCAAGAGCUAGGCAAGGAGGGUUGGAGCACAUAUGCUUGACUGCUAAUAUUUUAUGGCAACUGUGGAAAGCGAGAAAUGAAAGAGUCUUCAAGGAAAAAAACAAGCUACCUUUACAAGUAAUACAAAAGGCUAUGCAAGAAUGGAUGGAACAUCGGGAAGCUAUGGAAGGGAUCAGGGAAGAGAGCAUUACAGAAACUUUUGAUGCUGUGGACGAGUCAGAACACAACACAGUUGAGGGGGAGGGCAUUGAUGUACAAGUAGCUAUUACUGUCAAGAAGGAAAGACAGGUGGUGGGGAUUGGAGUAAUAGCAAAUGACAGCAAUGGUCAGGAAAAAGCUAUAUGGGCUAUGAGAGAGCGGAGCACGGGACAAUGGCUACUGGAUUAUGCAGAAGCUUUAAAGCUGACCAUGGCGAAAGCAAGAGCAAAACAGUGGUCCCAUAUAAGAGUGGGAAUCACAGACCAACAGUUGCUAAGACAACUCAGGUCAGGAAAAGCUAAAGAUAUCAGGUUGUUCGCUCAGGUGGAGGAGAUUGAUAGACUAAGCUCCAUGUUUGUACAAUGCUCCUUUUAUCUGGUUCCAGAUGAACAACAUGAUAGACUUAGACAGAUUAGUUCAUAUGCUACAAGCAUUCCAUUAGAUGAGGAGCGCUAG